This is a messenger RNA of Caenorhabditis bovis, 1056 nucleotides long. The record is from the annotation of a GenBank genome assembly. NCBI's taxonomy places the organism in Eukaryota, Metazoa, Nematoda, Chromadorea, Rhabditida, Rhabditidae.
AUGGCACUGCUCGGCAUGCCCGACGAUGUUCUCAUUAGAAUUCUGUCGUCGGCUUCACUAAACGACGUCAUCAAUGCCAGACGUGUAAGUAGAAGGAUUCAUUGGAUCGUCGAGAAGUACAAUCUUGUCAAGCCCACUGUAACGGAAUUCAGUGUCGUCUGCCGAGGAUGUCCGUCGAGUCUUCGGAGUUUCGAGAAAAGUGUGGUUCUCCAUCGGAGAGCGUUCACCCAAAUCCGAAUGAAACGCGAGCGCGUCGAGAAGCACAUUCAGGCGACGUUCUCGACGGCGAUUUGGGGUGUCGCUCAAUCGGUUGAAUAUAUCAAAACCAAUAUGAGAAUGUCAAAAAUCACAAAAUCGCUUUCAUUCGAAGGCGUCACUAUCGACGAGGAGUUCUUCAAAAUGCUCACCGCGCCGUGGAACGAUCUCACCGAGGUAUCCGAGCUUCACCUUCAAACGUGUGCCAUCGAGAUCAAUCGCGAUCAAUUCAUUCGCCUUCUAGCCGGCAUGCGCAUCAGCAGCCUCAUCAUCGAAUUCUGCACAUUUCAUCAAUCUCUCAUUUCGAAUCAAGUGCUAAUGUCGCUUGAAAACCUUGAAACAUUCCAUGUGCGUCCGAGAAGCAGUAUGUGGCUUCCGGAGCUCACCGACGAGCUCAUCGUGUUCUGGAAGCAGCUUCCCAAGGUGCCCAGAAUGAUCAACUUGUACGGAUGCUGCACAAAUAUCACACCAAUUCAGAUUCCGACAAUGUUUUUGGAGGCUAUUAAGCAAUCCGGCGAUCCAUUUGAAUGGGACUUUGGCAUCCUUCGAGAUUCGUCGAUCAAACCUUCCGAUCACCUCCUCGCUCUUCUAUUCGACCCAUUCUUCUGCAUGCACACUGAUGAGGAUGCCAAUGAGAAGCGUUUCCAUUUGAGCAAUUCUUCGAAGAAUAUGCACAUCUAUUUCAAUGUUCCAUACGGCGACGAUUUCAGAAGAAAUGAGGUGACGAUCACACCGUCGCUUCCAACCAAUGACAUCCUUCGACGAUUGGAGGCCAUCGAGAAGAAAUUUUUUGUCGAUUGA